Molecule: messenger RNA, 220 nt
Organism: Racocetra persica
Lineage: Eukaryota; Fungi; Glomeromycota; Glomeromycetes; Diversisporales; Gigasporaceae
Source: the annotation of a GenBank genome assembly
AGUCUGGAAGACAUGUUAAAAGUUAAAGAAGAAGAGUUGAGCAAACAAGCUGAAAUGAUAGAACAAUUGAAACAAAUGUUGUUGGAUAGCCAAUUGUUAAAAGUUAAAGAAGAAGAGUUGAGCAAACAAGCUGAAAUGACAGAACAAUUGAAGCAAAUGUUGUUGGAUAGCCAAUUUAAAAAACGGACAAUAAUACAUAAAAUUUUGGAACGUAUAAAAC